Molecule: messenger RNA, 1370 nt
Organism: Aspergillus ruber CBS 135680
Lineage: Eukaryota; Fungi; Ascomycota; Eurotiomycetes; Eurotiales; Aspergillaceae
Product: aldo/keto reductase
Exons: 1
Coding region: 120-1253 (377 amino acids)
Source: RefSeq, a predicted model, not a curated record
AAACCGGAGUUAAUCCAGGACAGAGUAUGUUGUAAUGCACAUGUUCGCGUAUAUAAAAAGAAGCAUGCCCUCUACUCAAGCAUUCAUAUUCAAUGAUCAAUCAAUUAAAUUACUACAAAAUGUCCCAAUCACUCAGCCGCUACCGCCAACUCGCCCCGACGGCCUCCGUCCGGGUCUCCCCACUAUGCCUCGGAACCAUGACCUUCGGCACAGCCAACAGCGAGCGCUAUGGCGAAUGCAGCAAAGAAUCCGCCUUCGAUAUCCUAGACUACUUCUACAGCCAAGGUGGCAACUUCAUCGACACCGCCAACACCUACCGAGAGGAGCAGUCGGAGAUCUGGCUGGGCGAAUGGAUCGCGUCGAGGAAGAACCGUGAUGAAAUGGUUAUUGCGACGAAGUAUACGACGGGGUAUCAAAAUCAUCAUAAGGGGAAGAUACAGGCGAACUAUGGUGGGAAUGGGAUGAAGUCGAUGCGUGUUUCUGUUGAGGAUUCAUUGCGCAAGUUGCAGACAGACUAUAUUGAUUUGUUUUAUGUACAUUGGUGGGAUUAUACGGUUUCGAUUCCUGAGGUUAUGCAUGGUCUGAAUGAUCUUGUGACUUCGGGUAAGGUGCUGUAUUUGGGUAUCUCGGAUGCUCCGGCGUGGGUGGUUUCGAAAGCCAACCAGUACGCCCGCGACCAUGGUUUGCGACAGUUUGUUGUGUACCAGGGAAUGUGGAACGCUGCUAUGCGUGACUUCGAACGAGAUAUCAUCCCGAUGUGUCGUGAUGAGGGAAUGGGUCUCUGCCCGUACGGUGUUCUGAACCAGGGACGCUUCCAGACCGAGCAAGGAUUCAAGGAGCGCGAGGUGAAGAACGAUGGACGAAACUUCAUACCACUUUCUGAGCAUGAUCGAAAUGUUUCCCGCGUUUUGGAGGAUGUGUCUAAGGCCAAAGGUGUGGAACUCCUUCAAGUUGCCUUGGCGUACGUUUUCCAGAAAACGCCAUACGUCUUUCCCAUCGUCGGUGCUCGGAAGGUCGACCACAUCCGUGGUGUUGCGCCUGCAGCUGGAAUAUCCUUGUCGGAGGAAGAGGAGCAGAAGAUCGAGUCUGCUUAUGAAUUUGAUCCUGGCUUCCCGCACACUUUCCUCAGUGGUACAUUGUUCAGUAACGAACCUCCUAAGGGUGCGUAUGGACCGGGUGACGUGUGGUUGACCAAGGCUCUGGGAUCUUUUGACUGGGUUGAGUCUUCGAAUUCGAUUACCUCGCAGAAAUAAACAUAAAACGUGAGAAUUUUAAAUAGCUAUUGAUGAAGGUGAAAGUCCUAGUUGAGCAAUAUAUCACCUAUCACGAAUGGAAACCCAUAAUCCAGCAAUAGCAAUAAUGUUGUCCAC